AUGGAUGAAGAGAACGAAAUAGAGCGAAGUAUUUCAGACGCAAUUAAGGAUGAAACACAACAGAUCGCGAGGAAAAAAUGUCGCAAACGUGUCUUUCUUUUUAAUUGCGACGGAACGUACAGUUUAGACUCAGUGGAGAAAUUGCUUCUUAACAUGAAAGGCGAUGUAAGACAAGAACUCAGCUUCGACAUCGUCAAGACAAGUUUUCGCCUUUCUAAAAUGUCGCAUGUGGCUGAAGAGGCCAUUCCUAAACUACAGAUGGAUGUUGCCUUUUUUGUGGUUCAUGCGAAUGAAUCUCGUCUUUCCAUAAACGAGGAAAAUGCUGGAAUCGGUUAUGCGAAGCUCUAUAAAGCCUUACUCCAAGCCACUGAAGGAAAGGUUAUAGUUGUUAUUGGCGGAGACGAUCACUACAAGAAUCAAGAUGAAGAAGAAUCAUCUGUGAUAUCACGUUGGGCCAAGAGAAAGGUUUCCUCUCAGUUUAAAGAUGAGUUUCUUGACGGAAGAAAAAGUUUCAUCUUUUCGUGGAACAAAACUUACCGAAAGAUUCACGAGGAAGCGCUACUACAUUAUUUUGACCCGAGUAAGAGUGGAAAGAAGUUUGAAUGGAAGCCAAAUGAUCGGCCAGGAGUGCCUCAGGAAACUCUUCACAAGACACCCGUGACUGUGAAGCCGGAAGCGAAAGAGCACGAGCAAUUUACGGAUCAUUCACAUGCAAUGGAUAUAGCACGCAAUUCAGCGGAGAAAGAUGUUAAAAAACAAUCGUCUGUGUCGGAGAUGAGGUGUUAUUACAAAGAAGAUAAAUUGAAAGAAGAAAGAAAGAGUGGACUACAGUUUGAAUGGAAGCCAAAUGAUCAGCCAAAAGUGCCUCAGGAAACACUUCACAAGACACCCGUGACUGAAAAGCCAGGAGCGAAAGAGCACGAGCAAUUUACGGAUCAUCCACAUGCAAUGGAUGUAGCACACAGUUUAGCGGAGAAAGAAGUGAACAAACAAACGUCUGUGUCGGAGGCGAGUUGUUAUGGCAAAGGAGAUAAAUUAAAAGAAGAGAGAAAGAAGGGCACAGAGAGAGAAGAUCUUGAAGAUAACGGGGAUGGACUCUCGGAAGACUAUACCAGAAAAAUUGCUUCGAGGAAGACAACGGAAACAAAAGAUGUGCUGACUUCUCAUUCAGGCGAUAUGGCUGACUAUGUCUGGGUAAAUGAGGGUGACCUUGCUGGGUUUUCCGACGAAGAGCAAAUGAACGGCAGAACAAAACAUGGGAUGCUUGUGAUGAAAACUUUCGUGCGAAAUGGCAGCCUCUCCUACAGAGACAAUGAGAUGGUAUGCAACCCGCAGUGGAUACCACCGGGCGAAUUGGUACCAGAUAUAUGUGCGAAUCUGCAACAUGUUGCAGAAGCUGAAGUGAACAUCUACCAAAUGGAGGAGACAGGCGCUUUGAGCGUUAUAACAAUAGAGGUGUCCAUCUUAUCAGUCAUAUGUGAAAUGAUCAAAUAUUAUUACCACUUGAUGACCGGGGUGUUUGACCGUGUCUACAAUAUGUUUCUUUAAGAUAACGAUAUAGAGAGGCAGCUCGAUGAACUCGAGAACUGAAGCGCAAAAGGUAAUUCAUAAUUUGAAACAAGCGGCAAGAACCCACAACCCCCUUAAUUCCCCUCUUGUGUAAAUAAUUAUAUGCCAAAACCAUGUAUAUCCCUUAAGUACUUUGUAGUUUUGUGAAAGUCAGUGCUCAAAUAGUAAUCUGGUCGACGUUAAGGUAACUUAAACGUAAAACUUAAUUUAUUGGAAACAUCAAAAGCUAAGGUCUAGCUAGAACAGACAAAUUUUUAGCUGCCUGAUUACCCUCUCUAGCUAGUAAGGUGUCAAUUUAGGUUUAAAAUCCAAAUGGUUUAGAUGGCUUUAAGGACAAUGAGCUCGAGCGAAUGACUUGGAACUCAUGUCGACGAAAUAUGUUUGUUUUUAGCCUUUAGUUGAGCAGGUACUAUGCUAGUUCUGGUUUGACUUAGAUUAGAAGUAUAUUAGAAUGUAUAGGCGAUUUUCAAAAGAGGUUUCGAGGAAAUUGAACUUUUAGGCAUUUUAACCAAACCUUUUUACAGUAUUGUUUUACCUUUUCUAGUAAAUAUGAUUAUCGUUUUUACUUCUUAGCAUAGCGUGGAAUUAUUUUAGAUUGUAUUUUAUGAUCCUGACUUAAGGUGCUGGUCUAAAGCUUUUAGUCAUAUGUUAUAGUAUCUACUUAAAAAUUUAAUUUUAAUUUAUGUGAAACACCCGUAAAUUAGAUGGUGUGUCAUUUCAUUAUGUAAUGUCACACCUGAACAACUAGGCGUG
Molecule: messenger RNA, 2322 nt
Organism: Pocillopora verrucosa
Lineage: Eukaryota; Metazoa; Cnidaria; Anthozoa; Scleractinia; Pocilloporidae
Source: RefSeq, a predicted model, not a curated record